Molecule: messenger RNA, 3999 nt
Organism: Biomphalaria glabrata
Lineage: Eukaryota; Metazoa; Mollusca; Gastropoda; Planorbidae
Product: vacuolar protein sorting-associated protein 45-like
Exons: 15
Coding region: 217-1914 (565 amino acids)
Biological process (GO): intracellular protein transport; vesicle-mediated transport
Cellular component (GO): Golgi membrane
Source: RefSeq, a predicted model, not a curated record
GUAAGAAAGCCUUCACUGGCUUCACUUCAGGAUAGAUUCAGAAGUUUUAAAAGACUCAAAAAGUAAAGUAACUUACUUGGCAAUUAGAUCUAGAUUCUAGAUCUAUACAUAAAACACUGAAACAUAAUCUUCAAAUACAAAAACAAAAUUUAAUAAAAUACUCAGUAAGACACAAAGAUAAAAAUAAAGGUAGGUCUAUUCACAGUUCAGUCUAAAAUGAAUGUAAUACUAGCUGUGAAGCAGUAUGUUAGCAAGAUGAUAGAAGGAUGUGGAGGAGGCAUGAAAGUGCUGUUGAUGGACAGGGAAACGACUAGCAUAGUCAGCAUGGUGUAUGCACAGUCAGAAAUACUGCAGAAGGAAGUUUAUUUAUUUGAGCGGAUAGAUACAGCAGGCAGGGAGACCAUGAAACACUUAAACUGCAUUGUCUUCUUACGUCCUACCAAAGAAAAUGUUGAUCUGUUGGCUCAGGAACUACGGAUGCCUAAAUAUGGACUUUAUUUUAUAUAUUUUAGCAAUGUCAUUAGUAAACAAGAUGUAAAAGUCUUAGCAGAAGCUGAUGACCAGGAAGUUGUCAGAGAAGUACAGGAAUUUUAUGGAGAUUACAUUGCAGUGAAUCCCCAUCUGUUUUCCCUGAACUUAGUUGGCUGUUGUCAGAAUUUGACAUGGUUUCCUCCCUUAUUGUCUCGUACAAUACAAGGACUUUCCUCUGUGCUUCUUUCUUUGAAGAAGUGCCCCAUGAUUCGUUUUCAAAAUUCUUCAGAAAUGGCCCGAAGGCUUGCAGAUAGCAUAAGGCAAGUUAUAAACAAAGAGGCAGCAUUGUUUGAAUUCAGAAAGACAGAUGUGCCACCUGUGUUACUUAUACUUGAUAGGAGAGAUGAUGCAGUCACACCACUUCUAAAUCAGUGGACAUACCAAGCUAUGGUUCAUGAGCUUCUGACUAUCAACAACAACAGGAUCAAUCUUUCUACUGUCCUUGGAAUAUCCAAAGAUUUGCAAGAAGUUGUCCUGUCUGCAGAGCAUGAUGAGUUCUAUGCCAAUAACAUGUAUUUAAACUUUGGAGAGAUUGGCUCCAACAUCAAAGAGUUAAUGGAAGAAUUUCAGAAGAAAUCCAAAAGUCAAGCAAAAGUGGAGUCUAUUGCUGACAUGAAGGCUUUCGUAGAAAAUUACCCACAAUUCAAGAAAAUGUCUGGCACAGUCUCCAAACAUGUGACAAUAGUAGGGGAGCUGUCUCGCCUUGUCGGCGCACAUAGCUUGCUAGAAGUUUCAGAGGCAGAGCAGGAGAUAGCAUGUCAGGGAGAUCACUCUACUUUACUGCAGCGUAUACGAGCUCUUUUGGCCAACGACAAAGUGCGACAUAUUGAUCUACUAAGGCUUGUCAUGUUGUAUGCUCUCCGCUAUGAAAGUCACAGCAACAACGAUGUUUCAGGUCUUGUGGAUGCAUUAAAACAGAAAGGCAUUUCUGUGGAAAAUAGGACAAUGGUUCAAGCUAUAUUAGAUUAUGGAGGUAAAAAAGGGCGAGGCAGUGAUUUAUUUGGCAAUCAAGACGCUGUGGCCAUCACUAAAAGGUUGCUGAAAGGCUUAAAGGGAGUAGAGAAUGUUUACACUCAACACAAGCCUCUGAUACACACUUUGUUAGAUCAGUUGAUUAAAGGAAAACUGAAGGAAGCUAGCUACCCUUACCUAGGAACUGGACAACUCAAAGACAGACCACAAGAUAUAAUAGUAUUCAUCAUUGGUGGCUGUACUUAUGAGGAAGCUCUUGUUGUGCAUAAUUUCAAUAGGACCAUGCCUGGUGUUAGGAUUGUACUUGGUGGUACCAAUAUUCUCAACUCCAAGAGUUUUUUGCAGGAGGUUUCCAUGGCAAUAGGAAACCCUUCAAAUCCAGUUCAGGCUGGAAGAACAGUACGACCUUGAGGAUACUGGAAAUAUUAUUCAAAAUAAUUAGCAUUGUGUUUUGUAAGAGAAAGAGAGGAUUGAAUUUGUGGCUGUUGUUGAAAUCAAAAAAUACUUUUCUUUCUUAAGUCAUAAUCAUAGAUUGACUUAUCACUUUAGGGGUUUGUCAGGUUUUAGUCAGUACUUUAAUAAACAGAGAAAUGUAAAAAUUAUAUUGACCUUUACAUUUUUUUUUUCAAUUAAUGCCUAUUGUUUAUGUCCUAAUGUUAAGGUGUUUUUUUUUAAAUCUCAAACAUUGCUUAUUCAGUGUUUUUUGUUAGUGAGUCCUUUUUUUUUUUUUUUUUUUUUUUUUUAAAAAAGCUUUAAAAAUUUCUAUGACAGAUAAACAAUUUUUUUAAAUUAUGGCAUUUACUUAUGUUGGUACUAGAACACAUAGCAUGUAAAAAAAAAAGUGCACUUUUGUGUGCUGUAAAAACAAAAUAUAGAGUUUUUACUUUCUUCAAAUACUCAAUGCAAGUCUUAUAUCAAGACAUCUGGGCUUACACAUUCAAGUGUUAUGUCAACAUGUCAGGACUUACACAUUCAAGUCUUAUGUGUCAUGGUUAGGGUCCAAUGUCUGUACUGACUUGCUUUUCAAAAGGUCUUUAUAAUAGAUUCUGUUCAUAAAGUCCCCUUUCACAUGAACAUUAUUGAAAGAAAUAUUCCUUAUUUAAUGAAACUAGUAUUGUUUGUGUGUGUGUAAUUCAUUGUCUCCCUAGAUGAGAUUCCUUAUUUGCCUCAUUGGAAAAUAUAUAUAGUUUUUGUUGAUUGUAUAAAAAUGUGCAUUUAUUUGAAACCAGUUAUUUUCUCCUUUUUUUCUUGAUUGCUUAGAAUUGUUAUAACUGUAUGAAGUGGUAAAAGAAGGUUGUCAGGUUGUCUAUAUACAACUUUCAUUCACAGGUCAAACUAAUUGGUUGCUCAUACUAAGCUGGAAAAUGUUCAGAUUGUAAUUUCUGUUUGCCAUAUAUUGGAGGAAUUUAUAAUUAAUAGUAGAAAUAUAAUAUUUGAAAAAUCUUCUGUUUGCUAAAUCAUGAGCUAAUUUCAUAAAAUGUUUUUGUGUCUAGUGCCAUUGUUUGUUUUUUUAAACUAAUAAUAUUUGUUACCUCUAAGUUUAAAACCUGUGUUUUUAAAGUACAAUAUAUUUUACUUUUAAAAACUUACAGAACAAAAUUUAGAUGCCCAAUCAUUCGAGAUUUGGAUUUACAAUAAACAGAUCAAUAAUUGAAUAAACAGCUUUUUGACAGGAACUCUUUGAUAGAAAACAAGCUUGUUCAAGGGAGUUACCUUCCUUAGACAAUGUCCAUGAUGUUUCUUUGUUUUUUGGCAGGGAAAGAAAAAUUGUUUAAACCUAACAUUUAGUAAUGUGGUCUUGGGAAAGGUCGUGAUAUUCAUCUUCAUAUUGAUAGCCCUACAAAAGUCUAUCAUGUGACCAUUCUGUUGUCCCUUCAAAUGUGCAUGUAAAAUCAAGGAGGCUUAAACUUUAGGUUGCAAUAUGUACAUAAUUCUUUUUGCUAUUUAUAUUUUGUUUGUAAAUGUCUGAAUGUACAGAUGGUCUGUAUAAUGGUCAUAUUUAUUUUAUGAAUUGUGAAUAUUGGUGAACAUUCCAUAAAUGGAAUUAUAUCAAGUAGCACAAAGUGGUGACAUGUGCAGAGAUUGAUGAGAAAUGUUUGUCUGAAUAAUACUUUGUAAUGAUAAUUUGUAAUGAUACUUUGUAUACAUUUUAAAGUGUGACAUGAACUGAUACAUUUUUAAUAGGAAUCAGUUGCGUCGCUAGGGAUUUGGUUGCAUAGGAGUUUGACCUCUUAAGGGGCCCCUGCAUUUUGACAUUUGACAUCAUGACAUGUCAUGAGAUAAUGGCUUUAUAUUUAAUGUAAGAACUAAUUUCGGACACUCAUUUGGGGGCCCCCCUGAAGUGGGGGCCUGGGUUAAAUUUGGACCCCCCUCUCCCCCAGCCCUGUCACUGAUGAGAAGUUGUUUAUCCAAUGACUAGCUUAUUGAUUGUUUUUAUGAGUUGUCUUGAUUGUCUAAAAAGUAAAAUUUGUUUGAUAAAUAAAUUAAUAAAACAAA